Molecule: messenger RNA, 666 nt
Organism: Miscanthus lutarioriparius
Lineage: Eukaryota; Viridiplantae; Streptophyta; Magnoliopsida; Poales; Poaceae
Source: the annotation of a GenBank genome assembly
AUGGCCCGCUCGGACGGCCUCCUCCGGGCGGCUACCGGAUCGGGUAGGCGCGGCGCGGUUUGCUCGGUCGCGCGCGGGGCGCGCGGACGCGGGCUAAGUCGAGCGGUGGGGAGCGCGGUCACCCGGCCGGCUCGGAAGACUGGCCAGAGCGGAGGGGAGGGACAGAGGAGAGGGAUGGAGCUGACAGGUGGGGCUGCUGCGGCAGUGAGGUCCAAUCGACGACCCGCGGAUCCUACCAGAGCGGAGGGAGAGACAGCAGGGAGCACUACUCCAGCACUCCGCCCCCAUGCGGCUCGCCGGCGCUACUCCAGCACCCGACGCUGGAGUCGAGCCAGCUGCGCCCCGCAGUUCUCGUCCGGCCGUGCGGCACGGAUAAGCAUGAGCCUCCGCGUGGGCAUCGUCGGGCUGCCCAACAUUGGCAAGUCCACCCUCUUCAACGCUAUUGUUGUUUCGUGCCAAACUACUGAUGAUGUGCAGAGUUAUCAAUCAGUUGAGUUCCUUCUCUUUGCUUUCUGGUUGACAUUUAGAUUAUUUUGGCUUUUAAUGGAUGCAGGUGUUCCUUGUGUAUUUGGUGUUCUAACCUGUGAAGACAUGGAUCAGAGUCAAGUGUUUGUUGCUGGACAAAAUGCUAUUGUUCAAGUUCCCAAGCCAUUUAUCUUAUUUUGA